AUGGAAAGCGGACGCGGCGUCUCUGCGACGAAUCUGCACGUGCUGGACCGGCCACUGAGCCGCGGGAAGAGCGAAGUCAGUCUCAGCGUCUUUUCCUUCCUCUUCUCCGAGAUGGUCCAGUACUUCCAGGGCCGCGUGCAGAACAUCUCGGACCUCGAGAACCGUCUUGAUGUUGCCGGAUUCGGCGUCGGGGUGCGCGUUCUCGAGAUCUUGAGUCACCGCGAAAAGCCCGGACGGCGGGAAGUCCGGUUACUGGCCAUGCUGCAGUUCAUCGUGUCGAGCUGCUGGAAAGCGCUGUUUGGCAAAGCUGCGGACGCACUGGAGCGCAGUACGGAGAACGAAAACGAGUACAUGAUCCACGAGCUCGAGCCGCUCACGAACAAGUUCGUGUCGGUGCCGCCUGACCUCGGGCAGCUCGACUGUGCUGCGUACAUCGCGGGCAUCGUGCGUGGUAUUCUGUGCAGCAGUGGCUUUUUGGCAGACGUGACGGCGCACACGGUCGAAGUUCCUGGUGGUCAGCGGAACAAAACAGUGUUUCUGGUCAAGUUCGAUGAAAGCGUAAUCCAGCGCGAGCGCGCAUUGACGUAG
Hyaloperonospora brassicae is the source of this 588-nucleotide messenger RNA. The record is from the annotation of a GenBank genome assembly. Lineage: Eukaryota; Oomycota; Peronosporomycetes; Peronosporales; Peronosporaceae.